AUGGCUUUGCUCACCCCGGGGCCAAUCGUCUCACACGUGCUCAUGGUCCUCGUGGCCAUGUUGAACAUCUGCAUUCUUUCCUACGAUGCUGGGAUGAUCAAUAACUUGAACUCGGUUAAGCCAUACCAAGACUACUUCAAGUUGAAUAGCGAUAUGAUUGGACUGAAUGUUGCCAUCAUUAGUGCCGGUUCGAUCUUCGGCGCCCCGAUAGUGGGUCCCGUCGUUGACCGUUGGGGACGGAAGACCGGCCUCGCCGUUGGCUCCAUCUGGAUCAUUCUCGGAGUUGUACUUCAAGCUUCGGCCUCGAAGGUUCCACAGCUCAUCGUCGGCCGCUUCAUUAUCGGAUUUGCCUCCCUCAUCAAUGGUUCCAUUGCUCCCAUGUGGGUCAUGGAGGUGGCGGCGCCAAAAUACAGCUCAAUUCUUUCAAGCACCGUCUUGACAUCCGUACCUUUUACGUCGUUCUUGGUCAGUUGCAUUGUCCUGGGCAUCUACGACAAGCAGUCUGAUUGGGCAUGGAGAGGGCUUAUGCUAGGAGAAGCAGUACCUUCUAUCAUCUCCCUGUCCCUCUUACCGUUCGUCGACGAAAGCCCACGCUGGCUGUUUUCAAAGGGCCGCCAUGACGAGGCAAUAGGGGUACUCGCUCGAUUACAUGCGAACGGAAACAGGGAAGAUGCUUUGGUGCUUUCAGAGACACAAGAAAUUGUCGCGGCUCUGAACCACGAAAAGGAGAGUAAUGGAGGAUGGAAAGACCUCAUUGCGCCAUCUCCAAACCUGAAACGGUUCACAAUCGCUGUACUAACGAAUAUCUUCUAUCAAAUUUUGGGCGGAAAUAUGAUCCUAUACUUCUCGUCCUUCCUGAUUGGGAAACUAGGAGUUUCUGAGAGGAAGUCUGUAAUCCAGAUCAACAUCGGCUUGCUGCUGUGGAAGGCUUUUUGCAGCGUGGGCGGUGUCCUCCUCAUCGACAAAAUAGGAGCUCGCAAGCCAUUGAUAACCGGAACCUCCGCCACAGUUAUUCUGUUUGGUAUUCUGGCUGGCCUGUCUUACCUGACCGAGGUCCAUCCCGAAACAAAUGCGUAUGCCAUCGGUGCGAUUGUCGUUGUUGCCCUGUUCCUACUUGCAGUUGCGGCAAGCUGGAGCAUCUUGGCCUACACUUACCCUCCCGAGGUGCUGCGAUACUCUCAGCGCGCCAAAGGGGUCGUAGUUGCCCAAGCAAUCGGGUAUGCAUUCAGCUUCCUCAACCUUUACACCACUCCUCUUGCUAUCGAAAGGAUCUCUUGGAGAUACUAUGCCAUCAACGGUGGUUGGAAUCUUGGAAUACUGUUUGUCGUUACUUGGCUGUUUGUCGAAACCAAGGGCAGGACCUUGGAGGAGAUGGAUGAAAUCUUUGAUGGGGUUGUCUACUCGAACAAUGUCAUCAUUGAUGGCCAGAAUUCUAAGAGUGAUUUGGGGAAGGACGUCGGUGAUAGUAGCAGUUUGGCCAAGAGGAAGCUUAGCAAGGUCAGCACCCGGGAGUAA
Molecule: messenger RNA, 1515 nt
Organism: Colletotrichum scovillei
Lineage: Eukaryota; Fungi; Ascomycota; Sordariomycetes; Glomerellales; Glomerellaceae
Exons: 9
Coding region: 1-1515 (504 amino acids)
Biological process (GO): transmembrane transport; carbohydrate transport
Cellular component (GO): membrane
Molecular function (GO): carbohydrate:proton symporter activity
Source: RefSeq, a predicted model, not a curated record